AAGGGAGAGGAUAUAUACUUUAAAAGGUUUUUAAAGGUGACCCACAUAUUUGAAUGACCAUGUAUCUCCAUAUAAGAUGGAUGACAGAAAACCAAAGAAUGACGAAAACCUGUGAAGACGUUUGACAAAUAAACUCUGAGUAUGACAUGUUAUUUUAAUUCAGAAUCCAGCCAAUGAGGUCCCUGGGUAAAGCCAAUGUUUUGAGCUCAACUACUAACAUAAAGGUUGGUGGUUUGAUUGUACUUUUUAGUGUGAUGGAGGAAAGACCUGGUGAUCUGCUUACAUAAAGAUUAAGGCCAUGAAAACUCUGUGGAGCAGUUCUAUUCUUUAACACAUGGAGUUGCCAUGAGUUGGAAUGAACUUGAUGGCGAUUUUUUUUUUAACAUGUGUUCUUAUCCUGUAUAUGUUGUUUUAUAAAUAUACCAAAACAAGGGAAUUCAUAGCACUGGACUUGGGUAAAUAAAGUACAUUUGACUGCUCCUUAAAAAGAACAACCAGCUUCCUUUGAGGAAAUUCUGACCCAUGGUGACACUCUGCAUGUCAGAGUAGAACUAUGCUCCAUUGGGUUUUCAAUGACUGAUUUUUCAGAAGUAGAUCACCAGGCCUUACUUCUGAGGUGCCUCUGGGCAGACUCCUUUUGCCUAGCAGCCCAGUGUGUUAACUGUUUGCACACCCUGGAACGGAAAGUACUUCUUAUUGUCCUUUAAUUGAAAUGAUUUUUUCUUAAAAAAGGGGUAUUUCUUGUUGCAUACGUUUCUCUCAUGGAGGGGGUGAUAUUUCGCGCUUUGUAUGAGCUCAUUAUCAUAAAAUGUCCUUGCCAUUUUAACAUUCUUUAGCCUAGCAUCUCUAAAGUGGUUGGUACAUAAGAAGGUGAAUAAGACAGACAAUAAGGGAAGGGCUUUGAGAAAUACAGUGGCUGGGUUUGCUGUAACUGAGUAAUAUUGCUGAAAAGUACUGGGGUAUUAGGUUCUUAAGCGUGAACACGUGAGUUUGCGGGCUUGUGAGUUUCUUAAAUUCAAAAUACAGACAUGAUACUGGGUGGCUCUUUACCUGUUUCCUUUUAACAAUCCUCUUCUCUUUUUCCAAAACUGUUGCAAGUACAUGGAGCCACAGAAUCUAACAGGUGUCUCAGAAUUCCUCCUCCUGGGCCUCUCAGAGGAUCCAGAACUGCAGCCCCUCCUCUUUGGGCUGUUCCUGUCCAUGUACCUGAUCACUGUGACUGGGAACCUACUCAUCAUCCUGGCUGUCACCUCUGACUCCCAUCUCCACACCCCCAUGUACUUCUUCCUCUCCAACCUGUCCUUGGCUGACAUCGUUUUCAUUUCCAGCACAGUCCCAAAGAUGCUAGUGAACAUCCAGGCACAGAGCAAAACCAUCACCUAUGGCGGCUGCCUGACACAAAUGUCCUUUUUUUAUGUCUUUGCAUGUCUGGACGAUCUGCUCCUCACAGUGAUGGCUUAUGACCGGUUUGUGGCCAUCUGUCGCCCCCUGCACUACAUAGUCAUCAUGAACCCUCGCCUCUGUGGCUUGCUACUUUUGGUAUCUUUUUUCAUCAGCCUUUUGGACUCCCAGCUGCACAUUUCAAUGGUGUCACAACUUACCUUCUGCACAGAUGUGAAAAUCCCUCAUUUUUUCUGCGACCCUACUCAACUCUUUAGCCUUGCAUGUUCUGACACCUCCAUCUAUAUCAUAUUAUUGUAUUGUAUUGGUGCCAUCUUUGGUUGUGUUCCAUUCUCAGGGAUCCUUUUCUCUUACACUCGAAAUGUUUCCUCCAUUCUGAGAGUCUCCUCUUCUGGUAGGAAGUAUAAAGCCUUUUCCAGCUGUGGCUCUCACCUGUCAGUUGUUUGUUUAUUUUAUGGAACAGGCAUUGGAGUGUACCUCAGUUCAGCUGUCUCAUCUUCUCCCAGGAAGUGUGCUGUGUCCUCAGUGAUGUACAGUGUGGUCACCCCCAUGCUGAAUCCCUUCAUCUACAGCCUGAGGAACAGAGAUAUCAAGAGGGCCCUGCGGAGGCUCCUCAGCAGAACAGCCUGA
This is a messenger RNA of Loxodonta africana (African savanna elephant), 2031 nucleotides long. Its product is annotated as olfactory receptor 7E24-like. Gene Ontology annotation, molecular function: G protein-coupled receptor activity; olfactory receptor activity. The transcript has a single exon. NCBI's taxonomy places the organism in Eukaryota, Metazoa, Chordata, Mammalia, Proboscidea, Elephantidae. Bases 1102 to 2031 code for a protein of 309 amino acids. Gene Ontology annotation, cellular component: plasma membrane. The record is from RefSeq and is a predicted model, not a curated record. Gene Ontology annotation, biological process: G protein-coupled receptor signaling pathway.